CGUCAUCACGCGCGGCCGGACGGGAGCCCUCGGGGCUUUAAAUGAGGCCUUCCUAGGCGCGCCGCAGUGAGUUCGGCAAAGCGUGUGUAGAGGGGUCGACUUUUCCCCGUGCCAGAGCUGUUUGGGACCCUGAGUUCCCCCGGUGCUCACCGUCCCCACCCCGCGCCCUCAGCCCCACUCUGAGUUGAAUGUAGAUUCUAGGAAGGAUCCCAUCCUCACUACCUUGGAGCCUUCACUGCCAGGCUGGACUCUUGUGGGCUAGAGUGAAGGAGAGUGCUAGAAAGAUGAGCUCUAGCAUGACCAUGAGUGAACCAAGGCUGAACUGGGAUAUUACACCUAAAAAUGGCCUUAAAGCAUUUUUCUCUCCAGAAAAUUAUAAAGAUCAUUCCAUGGCUCCAAGUUUAAAAGAACUGUAUAUUUUGUCUAACAGACGUAUAGGAGAAAAUUUGAAUGUCUCAGCAAGUUCUGUAGAAAAUGAGCCUGCAGUUAGUUCAGCAACUCAAGCAAAGGAAAAAGUUGGGAUGAUUCUCCUUCCAAAACCAAGAGUUCCUUAUCCUCGUUUCUCUCGGUUCUCACAGAGAGAGCAGAGGGCGUACGUGGAUUUGUUGGCUAAAUAUGCAAAGAUCCCCUCAAGUUCCAAAGCUGUUGGGACAAAUACAAAUGAAUUCCUGCAGUAUUUGGAUAUGAAAAAACAUGUGAAUGAAGAAGUUAAUGAAUUCCUAAAGUUUCUGCAGAAUUCUGCAAAGAAAUGUGCACAGGAUUAUAAUAUGCUGUCUGAUGAGGCCCGUCUCUUCACAGAGCAAAUUCUAAGAGCUUGCAUUGAGCAAGUGAAAAAAUACCCAGAAUUUUAUACUCUCCAUGAAGUCACCAGCCUGAUGGGAUUCUUUCCUUUCAAAACAGAGAUGGGGCUGAAGUUAGAAAAGACUCUUCUUGUUUUGGGCAGUGCAAAGUUUGUAAAAACAUCAUUUCCCUCGAUGCCUGUGAAGUUGCAGCUUUCAACAGAUGACAUGUCUUCCAUUGAGACCCCACAGCAGAAAGCUGAAGCUAUGCACUACGAUAUUAGUAAAGACCCGAAUGCAGAGAAGCUUGUUUCAAGAUACCGUCCGCAGAUAGCUCUGACUAGCCAAGCAUUAUUCACCUUGCUCAAUAACCAUGGACCAAGCUACAAGGAGCAGUGGGAAAUCCCAGUGUGUGUUCAGAUGAUAACUGUUGAAGGUUCCAAACCAGUUAAAGUAAUUUAUAUUAAUUCACCACUUCCCCGAAAGCAAAUGACAAUGAGAGAAAGAAAUCAACUCUUCCAUGAAGUUCCAUUAAAACAUGUACUAUCAAAAACCACAUCUGUCCCAGUCUCUGCAGUCUUUAUGGACAAACCAGAAGAGUGCACCUCUGAGAUGGAUAUACCCACUGAAGCUAAUGAGUGCCGAAAAAUUGAGACUCUGGAAAAUAUGGAUCUAGAUUUUGAUGAUGAUGUCACAGAACUUGAAACCUUUGGAGUAACUACCACUAAUUCAUCCAGGUCACCAAGUUCAGAAAGUGACUCCUCUGUACCCAUCUUGACAGAUGUCUACACAGCCCCUAAAGUAGCAGCUGCACCUGUGGUACCAGCUACACCUGAGGUACCAGCUUCACCAAACAUUACUGAGGAUUCUAGAAGUUUAUGUCAGAUGCUGAUGAAACAAUUACAGAAGGAGAAACAGCUGUUCUCUGGUGUGGAAAGUGGUCCUGAAGGGUGCAAAAAUAAAGAUGAUCAGGGACUGGAAUCAUGUCGUGAAGAGGUUCCCAGUGCCAGUGCAAAAUCUUUAGUACAAGACAAUGAAGUCCGCAAAACAUCUGAUGGAAUCUCUAAGGAAAGUGAUGUAGGUAUGCUUUGUACCAAUGAUAAAAGACCGAGUUUUCAGGGUAACCCUGACAAUGCCAACAGAACAGCUACUGCAUCAGAAACAGCUGAAACUGAGAAAGGGAUUUCUUGUGGUAGUGAUACAGAUGAAGAUUGUUUAAUCAUUGAUACAGAGAGUAAAAGUAAUAGUGACGGAAAGACAGCUGAUGUGGGUUCUAGACCAGCAAGUCCAAAUUCUUCAGCACGGGCUUCUGUGGGAAAACAGACUACUACUGUGGUUUCUGAAGAGUCUUGUGUUUUAAAGAAACCUAUCAAAAGAGUAUAUAAAAAAUUUGAUCCAGUUGGAGAAAUUCUAAAAAUGCAGGAUGAGCUUUUAAAGCCAGUUUCUAGGAAAAUGCCUGAGUUGCCCUUGAUUAAUUCAGAAGAAUCUAAACAACCAUCUGCUUCUGAGCAACCCUCUGCUACUUCAGAUGCCUCCAGCUGGCCAAAAUCCAGUUGGCCUUCUGCGUUUCAGAAGCCUAAAGGACGAUUGCCAUAUGAACUUCAAGACUAUGUUGAAGAUACAUCAGAAUAUAUAGCUCCUCAAGAAGGAAAUUUUGUGUAUAAGUUGUUCAGCCUUCAAGACCUGUUGUUACUUGUGCGGUGCAGCGUCCAGAGGAUAGAGACAAGACCACGUUCCAAAAAACGGAAGAAGAUCAGAAGACAAUUUCCAGUUUACGUGCUACCAAAAGUAGAGUAUCAAGGUUGUUAUGGAGUUGAAGCUCUGACUGAAAGCGAGCUCUGUCGCUUCUGGACUGAAAGUUUAUUGCAUUCCAACUGCUCGUUUUAUGUUGGGCAUAUUGAUGCAUUUACUUCAAAGCUUUUCAUGCUAGAAGAAAUCACCUCAGAAGAAUUAAAAGAAAAGCUUGCAGCACUCAAGAUUUCAAGUUUAUUUAACAUUCUCCAGCACGUUCUAAAGAAAUUAUGUAGCUUGCAGGAUGGGUCCUACUUGCUGUCUCACGCAGCAGAAGAUUCUUCACUCCUGAUCUACAAGACUUCAGAUGGAAAAGUUACUAGGACAGCGUAUAAUUUGCAUAAAGCGCAUUGUGACCUUCCUGGUGUACCUUCCAGUCUCUCAGUUCCUUGGGUUCCAUUAGAUCCCAGUUACCUGUUACCAUAUCACAUCCAUCAUGGACGAAUUCCGUGUACUUUUCCGCCUAAAUCACUGCGCCCUGUAGCACAACCAAAGGUUGGUGGGACAAGAAUUCCUACCCAUAGCCACAGGAAUCCAGUUUCCAUGGAAACCAAAAAUAGUUCCCUGCCAGUUCAGCAAGUUGAAAAUGAAGGAGUGGCUCAGAAUAAAAGGAAAAUAACAUAAGGCCUGGACCAUGGAAAAUGAAGUUUCAGAAAAACCAGUUGUAACUGUUUUUAAUGUUGAACUAUAAGGGGAAAUGCGCCCCCCCCCCAAAAAAAAUCAGCAAGAAGAGUGUUUCCCUUGCUAUCCUGGAGUUUUUACAAAGUGCCUUGGAAACUGACUGCAGGAAAGUCAGUGACAGCAGUAGUGUCCCUCCUCAUCUCUGCUGCAUGGAGAAUCUAGAACGCUCCAUUUGCAGAGAGGCAAACUGAAUAAGAAAAAUAUUUUUAUAGUAUUAUUUUAUAAAGAUCAUAGGUAGGAAAACCACUUGCUGUUUUAGGAACUGUCAUGUAUUAUGUUAAUAAUUUGAUUAUAUUUCCAGUCUAAUGAGACUGGCUUAAAUGUUGCCACUGUUAGAAACAGCUGUGUGCAUUGUUUACGGCCCAUUUUUGUCAGUAUUAACACUACCGUUGAUGUGUUUGAAAACCUGUUGAAAUUCCAUUGUGGACGCAGGAAGUGAAAACAAGGAAGAUCUCUGUGUCUGAAAAGUGGCAAAUUAAUAUUUUCCUACUAGGCAACCACACAUGUUUUACAAAAACACUAGCAUUCUGUGGUGCGACAGCUUUGGUGACAGUGCCUCUACAACUUUGCACAAAUUUCUUCUGAGUGUGGCGAAACACUGCCGAAAGCAAAGACAUCUGAGGGUGCAGGCAUUCCAGGGAAAGCAAGCUUAUUCAUUCCAUCAGGCAUGGGUAAAGUGCCAUUAAGUCUACAAUUUUUUCUUUUCUUUUCUUUUUGUCUCAUUUAUCCUGAUUCAUUCAGAAAGCAUCAUCAGUAGUAGGUAUGGCCAGUUUGGGUUUGAGGGAACAGACUUGUUCACUUUUUUAACCUAUUUUUUAAUAAACACUAAAAGUAUCAGAAAUGUGUUUGCCAUAUCAUAAGUAAAAUAUUUGUAAUCCAAAGACAAUUUUCAUGUUUUUUUUCAUAAAUAAAGUAUUUGUAAUCCAAA
Molecule: messenger RNA, 4179 nt
Organism: Myodes glareolus (Bank vole)
Lineage: Eukaryota; Metazoa; Chordata; Mammalia; Rodentia; Cricetidae
Gene: Ice2
Product: interactor of little elongation complex ELL subunit 2
Biological process (GO): snRNA transcription by RNA polymerase III; positive regulation of transcription by RNA polymerase III; snRNA transcription by RNA polymerase II
Cellular component (GO): transcription elongation factor complex
Source: RefSeq, a predicted model, not a curated record